Drosophila persimilis is the source of this 451-nucleotide messenger RNA. RefSeq names its product glutamyl-tRNA(Gln) amidotransferase subunit C, mitochondrial (gene GatC). Gene Ontology annotation, cellular component: glutamyl-tRNA(Gln) amidotransferase complex; mitochondrion. Gene Ontology annotation, biological process: mitochondrial translation; regulation of translational fidelity; glutaminyl-tRNAGln biosynthesis via transamidation. The record is from RefSeq and is a predicted model, not a curated record. Bases 1 to 447 code for a protein of 148 amino acids. Lineage: Eukaryota; Metazoa; Arthropoda; Insecta; Diptera; Drosophilidae. Gene Ontology annotation, molecular function: glutaminyl-tRNA synthase (glutamine-hydrolyzing) activity. The transcript has a single exon.
AUGUUGCGUGUUUUAAGUAGACGUUUCUAUUGCAAAAUUGCAGCCAAAACGAAUUUUAAGACUGCCAAAUUGGACUUCAAGGAGCUACGGUACGCUACGAAGGUGCCACAAACGCCGGUGGACACAGUAUUUCCAGAGACAACCGCCAACAGAGUGGAGAUUGAUGCAAAAACCAUUCAAUUACUGGAGCGCCUCUCCCUGGUGAAUCUGGAUAGCGAACAGGCAUUGGCCACGCUCAACAGUAGCAUCCAGUUUGCGGACAAGAUAGCCCACAUCAAUACGGAGAACGUUCGGCCGCUUUACACCGUGCUCGAGAACCAGCAGCUCCAGUUACGCAACGACGAGGUGAAGGAGGGUGACUGUCGCGUGGAGCUGCUGAGAAACGCCAAGGUGACGGACGAAGAUUACUACGUCUCGCCGCCUGGCAAUAUUCCGCUGGAACAAUGAGUCG